Molecule: messenger RNA, 2433 nt
Organism: Linum trigynum
Lineage: Eukaryota; Viridiplantae; Streptophyta; Magnoliopsida; Malpighiales; Linaceae
Source: the annotation of a GenBank genome assembly
AAUUAAUCCAUACUAGGUACUAAUAAAAACGAAUAAAAGGAAAGCGUUCGGUAUCGAAGUUUGAGAACUUCAAAAGUUGUGUUGCCUUUUUUAAUUAAUAGAGUAAGCAGCUCAUCAGCUCGCCAUUCCAUGCCCUUUGGUACAAAACUGUAACCCAUUCCUGGGACCAAUCUUCUCUUCUUUCUCCAACUCCCAUGCCUCGAUCUCUCUCUCUUUCUCUUUCUCUUCCUCAUUGUUGCUCAGCACUCAGCAGCUAGUUCAUAUAUUUCACUGGGCUCAUCACAGAAUCAACUUCCGAUGAACCUCUGUUUCAUUUGAUUGCUUGGAAACAUGUUCCCACCAUUGCUGAUCUUGUUCAUCCUCUGUAACACUAUUCACCUCUCAACUUGCCAUUCUCAUUCUCCUCCUCCUCCUCCACCUUUACACUGCAACGAGACAUGCGGGGAACUCUCGAUUCCCUUCCCCUUCUUCCUCUCGAACUCCUCCUGCUCUGCUUCUCCCUCCACAGCAGCAGCAUUCCGUCUCACCUGCUCCAACUCCACCGCUCUUUUCCUCACCAUCAACGCCGACAGAUACAGAGUCCUCCAGUUCUUCCCGGAAGGUGUCCUCGUAGAUUUCCCUGCAUCCACUUGCCGCCAGUACUACAACCUCAACGCCUUCCCCUUCGCCGGGAACCGCUACUUCGGGAUAUCGGAAGAGAACGUCGUCGGGCUAUACGAUUGCGACGAUUCCUCGCUGUGCAAGCCUGGUUGCGAGACGAUCGAUUACCCCGGCUGCGACGGGGACAGCAACGGCUCCCCUGCUUGCUGCUACCCUCUCUCCGAUCGCAGUUCCUGGGAUUUGGGAGAUGGGUUCAGUGUCUUCUCCAACUUUGGAUGCAGGGGAUUCACCUGCUGGGUGGUGCCCAGAGGGGCUGGUGUUGGGAAGCGCGGGGUCAAAUUGGAAUGGGCGCUCCUUGGCAAUUCGUCGAACAGGUUGUGUGCGUCCGAUGCGGAUACAGUCAAUGCCACCACUGUCCAAGGGGGGCUAAGGUGCGUGUGCCGAGACGGGUUCGUCGGCGAUGGAUACGCCGGCGGCGGAGGUUGCUUGAAAACUUGUGUUAAGGAUGGCCGAGAAGCUCGCGGCGGCGACUGCUUGACCAGACGGCGGAGCAGGAAGAUGGUUUCCAUUUUAGCCGGAAUCCUGGGACCAAUAUUCGUCGUUGCGACGUUAACUGCGUUGUUCUGCCUGCUAAAGCGGCGUACAAAUGGCGGGACGUACGAGCCAAACAAGAACAAAUUGCAGAACACCUUGUCCUUCAGAAAGCCCUGGACGACCCGUUCCUUCACCUACAGGGAGCUGGAGGAAGCUACCAAUUGCUUCGACGACGGCCAGAAGCUGACCGACGCAACUUCGAGCGGCGCAAUCUACGCCGGGCUGCUCGCCGACGGCUCGCCGGUGGCGGUUCACAAGGUGGAAUGCCGGAACCAGCAAGAUCUGAGCCAGGUCCUCUCGCGAAUCGAAGUCCUCUCCGCCGUCUUCCACCGAAACAUGGCUCGAAUCAUCGGCUGCUGCAUCGACUGCGGCUACACCCCGCUGGUCGUCUACGAGUUCCCCGGGAACGGCACCGUGGAGGAGCACUUACGCCGCCGCGAAGCCGGCGGCCUCGAUUGGUACCAGAGGCUAAGCAUUGCCGCGGAGACGGCGAGCGUGCUCGCUUUCCUGCAGCAGGAAGUUUCUCCCCCAAUUUUCCACCACAAUCUCAGAUCCGGGUGCCUGUUCCUCGACGAUUGCCACUCGGUCCGCGUUGCCGGUUUCAGGCUCCACAUCGGAUCCGAUAUCGGCGGGGGGAUUGUGCACCGGAGCGACGUCUACGAGUUCGGUUUGCUGCUGCUGGAGAUGGUGGCCGGGACGAAGAGCAGGGAGCUCCCUGCGGCGGCCAUGCAGAGGAGCGGGAAGGUAGAGGAGAUUGUGGAUCCGAAUCUGUACUACCACGAGCAAACGGCGUUCCGGCGGGAGCAGAUCGAGGCGGUGGCGGAUCUGGCGACGAGGUGCUGGCUGUUCGGCCGGGAAGGGAAGAUCGGGAUAGCGGAAGUUGCCAAGGAGCUGGUUCACAUCGCCAAGGAGAGCGGCGACGGCGGGAGCAGGAGAGGGCCGGCGCUGGAGGAGACAUUCUCCAAUUCCAGCUUACUUCAGAUGAUUUCAAUGUCUCCCGAUUCCAUUUAUGUGCAUUAAGCUUGGUCUUACUCGUAUCAUCGUCUAUGGGUCCGCCGCCUGCCUGGCGCCUGCUACUUGCUGCUUAUUUUAUUUGUUUCUUCUGCACUUUGAUCAGUAAUGUACAGCAACGAUUUGAGGGUUGUUGGUGGUCACUUAAGUUAGGGUCGCAAAUGAUCCAAAUUAAGUCGAGUUUGAUCUAAUUUGAGCUCAAUUCGUUAAUAAAGGCUUUAUAGCUUC